UCGGUACUAAUUUUUUUAAUUUCGCUACUUUGAUAUAUACACAUAUUACAAUCGCUAUCAUGUCAGGUACAAAGGAAGUAACAGAGCUGCAAGCGUUUAAAACAGUCUUUUAUCACAGUGUGGUGAUACUCGCGCUACCUGUGGUUGCUUUCUUUACAAGCAAAAUUUUUCUCUUUGAUGGUAUAUUAGGUCUCAACACAGUAUCAAGUAAUGUGUAUUCGGCUGGUAUUGCGGUAAUAGUAUUACAUAUUGCCUUAGGAAUUUUUAUAUACAGAGCAUACUUUGAUGACCGAUCAAGAACACCAGCGGUUAAGAGAGAUUAGUUUUUUUAUUAUUAAGUACACCUUGGUGAUCGUACACUUAUGACAUAAUCACAGUCAACACAUUUGUCUCUGAUAAUAUUAAAUGGCAUUGUAAAGUAAAACUUUUAUGUGUUGUCACAACAAUCAACGAUACUUUUUUCUUUAGUCAGUAAUCAGUUGAAAUCCAUUUGCAAUUUGCCAAAAUUAACAAUUAAUGCUAUCUGUGCAAUGUAAUUUAUAUAAAAAUGAAUUUUUACAAAGCAACUUACAUUCCACAACUUCAAACGUUACAUAUAUGCAUUACAUAUUCCCAGUAUACUGUUCGAUGUCCAUACCAACGUUAAAAUAUUACGACUUUUCAUGUACAAAUAAAUGUAUGGUGAAUUAGUAUGAAUUUAUGGUGUUUAAAAUUUUUUUCUUGGUAAAACUUUUCUUGAUGAAACACAGAUACUUUUAUUUACAAUUUUCUUUUAUAAAACGCAAAUAACAAUGGCAACAUAAAGUUUGAGUGAUUUUUAUUUGUUUAUUGAAGAUAGACGCCAUAUUCCCUUCUUUAUAUGUAAAGAUUUUAAAAUUUAUGAUAAUUGCAUACUAUUUAUUUUAAAUUUUCAAAGGUAUUUC
Messenger RNA from Trachymyrmex septentrionalis, 923 nucleotides. RefSeq names its product vacuolar ATPase assembly integral membrane protein VMA21 homolog. Gene Ontology annotation, biological process: vacuolar proton-transporting V-type ATPase complex assembly. Gene Ontology annotation, cellular component: endoplasmic reticulum membrane. NCBI's taxonomy places the organism in Eukaryota, Metazoa, Arthropoda, Insecta, Hymenoptera, Formicidae. The coding region runs from base 60 to 323 and encodes 87 amino acids. The transcript is spliced from 3 exons. The record is from RefSeq and is a predicted model, not a curated record.